This is a messenger RNA of Cladophialophora bantiana CBS 173.52, 1401 nucleotides long. RefSeq lists its product as uncharacterized. Gene Ontology annotation, biological process: ferulate metabolic process; cinnamic acid catabolic process. The coding region runs from base 1 to 1401 and encodes 466 amino acids. Gene Ontology annotation, molecular function: carboxy-lyase activity. The transcript has 3 exons. The record is from RefSeq and is a predicted model, not a curated record. Gene Ontology annotation, cellular component: cytoplasm. Lineage: Eukaryota; Fungi; Ascomycota; Eurotiomycetes; Chaetothyriales; Herpotrichiellaceae.
AUGGGUUCCUUUCCUCUUCCUGCGCUUCCUCAGCGGAAGCCAUAUUCCAGUCUACGAGAAUUCUUGGCCACUCUGUCAGAUUUAGGCGAUGUCGCUGAGAUCACGCGAGAGGUCGACACGCACCUCGAAAUCGGCGCGAUCAUCCGACGCAGCCAUGAAAACUUUGGUCCUGUCCCAGUGUUCAGCAGUAUCCGCGAUCAUGCGGGAUAUCGCGUGGUCGGAGCGCCCCUCUCCUACAGCUCUCUUCCCAAGGCUCGCAUGGCGCGAAUUGCCAUGACUCUUGGAUUGGAUCCCACUACCCCCGGCACGGAAAUUGUGCAAAUUUUGGCCAAAACAACCAAGCUGCCACCCAUUCCUCCGGUCAUUGUCGAAGAUGGGCCAGUCCAUGAGAAUAUUUUGCUAGGUGAUCAGGUUGACCUCCUCAAUCCAGACGGCAAACAGACGAACUGGUCGAUAGCCCGCGACAUGAUCCUCGACAAGAAGCACAUGACCGGAGUUAUUGCUCCCUACCAGCACAGUAGGAAGAUCUUUGAAAUGUGGCGCAAGAUCGGGAAACCAAUGCCCUUCUCGUUGGUACAGGGAGCGGAGCCAGCAUCUUUUUCCGCUGGUGCCAUGCCGCUGUCGGAUGGCAUAGAUGAGGCUGGCUUCCUGCGAUUGCCUGCCCAGGCAGAGAUUGUCGUCGAAGGUCACGUCUCGCUGACCCGGCGUGCACCAGAGGGGCCAAUGGGAGAAUUCCACGGCUACAUUUCGAAUCGAAUUAUAGAGAAACCAGUGUAUGAAAUCAGUGCCAUUAUUCAUCGCAACAACCCCUUGCUACCAGUCACGUCGGCCGGGAAGCUGGUGGAUGAGGACCACACGAUCACGGGAGUCUCAGCCUCAGCCAUGGUGCUGGAGACGCUAAGAGACCAUGGACUGCCGGUCACCUCGGCGUCGGCACCUCCCGAAACCGAACAGCAGCUUCUUACCAUCUCCGUUCCCCGAGACUGGUACCAGAAAAUCGAAUUGUCCGCGGACGACUUUGUGCGAAAGAUUGUGGCGACGGCAAAGUCAAUCCAUGGAACGCAGCGAUACACACGCGUCCUUGUCUGCGAUGACGAUAUCGAGCUCUUCAAUCAUCGAGACAUGAUCGGGGCAUGGAACACGCGGUGUCAUCCCGGCACUAGCCGCAUUAGGCUGGACGGCCAGCCGAUCAAUCCUGCGAUCCCAUUUUAUCCCGAGAUUACCGAACAGUUUCAAAAGUUCCUCGCCGACCCUGAACAUGCGACGUGGAGAUUCUCGGGAACGAUCGAAGCCCUGAAGUACCUUCGCCCGGUGGGGUGGGAUCCCCAAAGGCUGUCGGACUUUGCCCAUAACUUUCCGGAGGACCUACAAAAGAAGGUCGUUGAACAAUGGGUGGAAUAA